AUGAUACUCGGUUCCAAUGUAAAUGCAGUCGAUUUGCAUGGUCGGUCGGUGCUGCAUUUGGCUGCUAAAAAUGGUUUGGCCGACGCUGUCAACGUCCUCAUGAAGAAAAGUCACAGCUUGACGUUUUGAGAAGUCUGGUGAGACACCAUUGGCAGCAGCUAUCAAGAACGUCGCAGUGGGACCAAAGCAAUGGAUUUUUACGACUGGAGAUACCAUAGAUCAGCUUCAAGAAUAUCUAAGUGAUCACGAAAUGGUGGUAUAUCUUCUUCUCUCAUCUGGAGCGUCAUUGACGAAUUGUAAUCAUUCUAGGGUGAGCUUGUUCAACCAUGCUAUUAUGAAAAAUCGGCUGCUCAUCGUUCAGCUUCUGCUAUUUAAAGGAGCAAGUGUCAACUGUAAAGAUAACCAAGGAAGGACACCUCUCCUAACUUAUCUUUAAGUUGGUGGUGACUGGGUAGACGUGGUCCUUAAACGGUUCAAUGCUCCAGUUGAUAUAAAGUGUGGAGAGCCAUUCAACACCUCUGAGCUACAUUUGAUUUGUUAUACCCCUCCGAGCACGGUGAAUGAUAAUUUUUUCCAACAAAUCUCUUGUAACGUUAACUCGUGCUCCUCUAAAACAGGACCUUUAUUCACAGCAAUUGAAAACCACCCUUUGAAGUACAAACUAAUCGAUUCCUGUCUAGAUGCUGAAGGAUUUGCACCUCUACACAGAGCAGCGCAAGGAGCAAACACAGUUGCUGUUUUCAACCUCAUAAGGCUGGGUGCAAAUCAGAGUUCGCUUAGCCCCGAUGGGUACGAUGCUUUGACACUAGUUCUUCUCCAUGCUGGGAAUACCUCAUGGUGGUUUCCCGACCAAUAUGGUCACUUGAAAUCUUACAAAGCUUCUGUUAUUGCUCUGGACCUUCUUCGCCAUAAAAUGAAAACAAGUGGCUUCCGAAUCAUAUGUGACUCCAGUAAAGUUGAGCUGACCCUAUACCACUUGGCGGCCUCUCGAGGCCUUCUACACUUUAUUAGGGGGAUUUUUAAUUAUAAAGACUUUUAUCAGUUAGAUGUUGAUUGUCCUAACAGAGAUGGAAUAACACCAUUGUACUUAGCGAAGUUAUCGAGCAACCGCGAGGAGGGUGGUGUGUUUAAAUAUUCAAACACUUGGGCCGGGAUUGUGGAGUUUAUUGAGAACCUAGGAGGUCAGAUGCAGUAUCCUCGUAGACAUGCUGAAUACAAUGUCAUCUAUUAUAGGUUGUACGACUGGAUUCCGAAGGAAGCAAAGUUUAAUUUA
Messenger RNA from Pocillopora meandrina, 1273 nucleotides. The record is from the annotation of a GenBank genome assembly. NCBI's taxonomy places the organism in Eukaryota, Metazoa, Cnidaria, Anthozoa, Scleractinia, Pocilloporidae.